Molecule: messenger RNA, 2325 nt
Organism: Macadamia integrifolia
Lineage: Eukaryota; Viridiplantae; Streptophyta; Magnoliopsida; Proteales; Proteaceae
Product: inactive beta-amylase 9
Exons: 3
Coding region: 404-2047 (547 amino acids)
Biological process (GO): polysaccharide catabolic process
Molecular function (GO): beta-amylase activity
Source: RefSeq, a predicted model, not a curated record
CUGUUUUUCCCAAAACUCCAUAAUUAUUCCAUCUCUUCUAUUACAUUUUAUCCAUUUUGUUAUCCGUUUUUUUCGGUUUUCUACUUUGAUUAAUUCCUCUGAAUUGCUUUUUCAACGAGAAAUCUUCAAUUAUUUCUUUGUUUUCAAAGUUUGAUCCGCUUCGAUCUGCUAGAAUUGUGCGAUAUAUUUUCCUUUUAGUUGAAGAAUUUGAUGAAUUUCAGGAUUUAAUUGCAGAUAAAACGUCUAAUCAUCCACGUGUAUCUGAACUUUCGAAUUGGUUUGAUUCAUCUAGAUCUUCUACUGUCCUAUCCGGCUCUGUAAAAGGAAAUCUAUCUCUCUCUCUCUUUAGAAUUUGAUCGAUUUAGGUUCUCCGUCUCUGUGUAUUUGCAAAAGAGAGAAAGUGAUGGAGGUUUCCAUGGUUAGAAUGCCUCAGUCGAGGAUGAGAACCAUGACAGAAGCUGCAUCACGUGAACUAGGGUGGUUUUGUAGCUCAAAUCAGAUCUUCCCUAAACAGAAGAAGGUUACUUUCGAUCUCUCAAAGAGAUGGAGAAGUGCUGGAGUUCGACUCACAGUGAAGGCCGCCAACUCGUCGUCAUCCCUGUCGGAGAAAAUUUCUGCAGACACCUUCACAACCAAAACAUCUACAACAGGGAAUGUUAAGUUAUUCGUGGGGCUGCCCUUAGAUGCUGUCUCCGACUGCAAUAACUUGAACCACGCAAGAGCUAUCACCGCCGGAUUGAAGGCCUUGAAGCUAUUGGGGGUGGAAGGAGUGGAACUCCCCAUCUGGUGGGGUGUGGUGGAGAAGGAUACCAUGGGAAAGUACGAGUGGUCUUCCUACCUCUCUCUUGCUCAGAUGGUCAGAGAUGCAGGUCUCAAGCUCCGUGUCUCCCUCUGCUUCCACGCCUCCAAACAACCCAAAAUCCCUCUCCCUACAUGGGUAUCUCGGAUUGGUGGAGCUCAGCCCAGCAUCUUCUUCACGGAUCGAUCUGGACGACAGUACAAGGAUUGCUUGUCUCUGGCCGUGGAUGAUCUACCUGUUCUUGAUGGGAAGACUCCAUUGCAAGUUUACCAGGAAUUUUCUCAGGGCUUCAAGUCUACCUUCUCUGAUCUCCUGGGCUCCACAAUCAUGGAGGUCUCAGUGAGUCUUGGCCCUGACGGUGAGCUUCGAUAUCCUUCGUAUCCUUCAAUGGGAAGCGGCAGAACUGAAAUUCCUGUAUUGGGGUUGGGGGAAUUCCAAUGCUAUGACGAACACAUGAUGAAGAAUCUUAGACAACACGCAGAGGCCACCGGAAACCCCAAAUGGGGUCUCGGAGGCCCUCACGAUGCACCCACUUAUGAUGAGCGACCAAGCUCCAACAACUUCUUCAGGGAGAAUGGAGGUUCAUGGGAGACUCCAUAUGGGGAUUUCUUCCUCUCCUGGUACUCAAAUCAGCUCAUCUCCCAUGGCGAUCGUAUCCUCUCUAUGGCCUUCAAUACAUUCUUCGAUUCUCCGGUCACCAUAUCAGGGAAGGUCCCCUUGUUGCAUUACUGGUACAAAACCAGGUCUCACCCUUUAGAGGUGAUGGCUGGGUUCUACAACACAGUCAGCAGAGAUGGCUAUGAUGCUGUGGCCGAGAUGUUCGCUAGGAAUUUUUGCAGAAUGGUUCUUCCCGGCAUGGAUCUCUCUGAGAAGCACCAGCCUGAUGGAUCAAAGUCAAGCCCUGAAUUGUUGCUUGCACAGAUGAGGGCAGCGUGUAAGCAGCAGAGGGUUUUGAUGGUCUCUGGGGAAAACUCUGCCUCUGAAACUCCAGAGGGAUUGGAACAGAUUAAGAAGAAUUUAUCUACAGAGGAUGAGGGAUUUGUGGUGUUGGAUUCGUUCACGUAUCAGAGGAUGGGAGCUCAUUUCUUCUCACCUGAGCACUUCCCCAAAUUUACCGAGUUCGCCAGAAGCCUCCAAGAACAGGAGCUACAUUCAGAUGACAUGGAAGGGGAUGACGGGAACUCUGUGUCUUUGCCCAUGGAUUCAAAAUCAGGGAAGGAUCUCCAGGUGAUGCAGGCUACAGCUUAAUAAAGGAAACGAAGUUUGAGUUCUUGAGAAUGUCGAUACGCUGUUUCGGCCUCUUGACCACUUCCAGUUCAUGUACAUAAACACGGUAAAUAUGAAUAGCGUAGAAAAGAGAUUAUAUUUACCCUGGUAGUUUAGGUACCGUCUGAAGUUUAUAUGUUCUGCGCUACCUGAAAUUUUCUAGUUGGUUCCUUAUUUUACCUGUUGCCCUUCUGAAUCAGUAGAGCUUGAAAAAACAAAUGUAAGAUCUUAUAUCUUUGCUUAUAUCAAUUUUUGCUCAA